This is a messenger RNA of Artibeus jamaicensis (Jamaican fruit-eating bat), 7560 nucleotides long. It is a transcript of the gene IARS1, whose product is annotated as isoleucyl-tRNA synthetase 1. The transcript has 34 exons. The record is from RefSeq and is a predicted model, not a curated record. Lineage: Eukaryota; Metazoa; Chordata; Mammalia; Chiroptera; Phyllostomidae. Gene Ontology annotation, molecular function: ATP binding; aminoacyl-tRNA deacylase activity; isoleucine-tRNA ligase activity. The coding region runs from base 201 to 3986 and encodes 1261 amino acids. Gene Ontology annotation, biological process: isoleucyl-tRNA aminoacylation.
AGUUGCGUGCGUAUCUAUUUCCAAGGAGAAGAUUGGGAGGGGCUGUAAGUGGGCUAGAGAACUCGGAACUGGAUAUGAAUCAGUUCUCGCAGGAUUUUGUAACCCUUGGAAGUUCCGUUACACACUGGAAUCAUGGUAACAUUCCGUGCUUGUGGAAUUUGAUGUGAUCGAGCUUACUGGAGAAGUGCGGAAGUGCCAAAAUGAUUCAAGUUCCAGAAAACAUUGAUUUCCCUGCUGAAGAAGAGAAAAUCUUGAAGUUCUGGUCUGAAUUUAAUUGUUUUCAAGAAUGCUUAAAGCAGUCAAAACAUAGGCCAAAGUUUACUUUCUAUGAUGGGCCUCCUUUUGCAACUGGACUGCCUCAUUAUGGACAUAUACUUGCAGGGACAAUUAAAGAUAUAGUUACAAGAUAUGCUCACCAGAGUGGAUUUCAUGUUGACAGAAGAUUUGGAUGGGAUUGUCAUGGCUUACCUGUGGAAUAUGAAAUUGAUAAGCUACUGGGGAUCAGAGGACCAGAGGAUGUAGCCAAAAUGGGGAUUAUGGAAUAUAACAAUCAGUGCCGAACCAUUGUGAUGAGAUAUUCUACCGAAUGGAAGUCUACUGUUACCAGACUUGGCCGAUGGAUUGACUUUGACAAUGACUAUAAAACUCUGUAUCCAGAAUUCAUGGAAUCUGUGUGGUGGGUCUUCAAACAACUCUAUGAUAAAGGUCUUGUUUAUAGAGGUGUGAAAGUGAUGCCCUUUUCUACUGCAUGCAACACUCCACUUUCCAACUUCGAAUCUCACCAGAAUUACAAGGAUGUUCAAGACCCUUCAAUAUUUGUAACCUUCCCUUUGGAGGAAGAUGAAAAUGUAUCUUUGGUUGCUUGGACAAGUACUCCCUGGACUCUCCCUAGCAACCUUGCCCUCUGUGUUAAUCCAGAUUCACAGUAUGUAAAGAUUAAAGAUGUUGUCAGAGGAAAAUCACUCAUUUUAAUGGAAGCCAGAUUAUCAGCCCUCUUUAGAUCGGAAAGUGACUAUGAGAUCCUGGAAAGGUUUCCAGGUACCUAUCUCAAAGGGAAGAAAUACAGGCCCCUGUUCAAUUAUUUUGUAAAGUGUAAAGAGAAUGGUGCUUUUACUGUGCUUGUUGACAGCUAUGUGAGGGAAGAAGAAGGCACUGGGGUUGUACAUCAAGCUCCUUACUUUGGCGCGGAUGACUAUCGAGUCUGUAUGGACUUCAACAUCAUUCAGAAAGAUUCUGUUCCUGUUUGCCCUGUGGAUGCCUCAGGCUGUUUCACAGCAGAAGUGACAGAUUUCAUGGGACAGUAUGUGAAGGAUGCUGACAAAAAUAUCAUCAGGACCCUGAAGGAACAAGGCCGACUUCUUCUUGCCAGCACCUUCACUCAUAGCUAUCCUUUCUGUUGGAGGUCGGACACUCCCCUCAUUUACAAAGCGGUGCCCAGCUGGUUUGUUCGGGUUGAACACAUGGUAGACCAGCUGCUGAAGAACAAUGAUUUAUGUUACUGGGUCCCAGAGUUUGUGCGAGAAAAGCGAUUUGGGAAUUGGCUGAGAGAUGCACGUGACUGGGCAAUUUCCAGAAACAGAUACUGGGGCACCCCUAUCCCACUGUGGGUCAGUGAGGACUUUGAGGAGAUAGUAUGCAUUGGGUCAAUGGCAGAACUUGAAGAACUGUCAAGAGCAAAGAUCUCAGAUCUCCACAGAGAGAGCAUUGACCAUCUGACCAUUCCUUCACGCUGUGGGAAGGGAUUGCUGCACCGCAUCCCUGAAGUGUUUGACUGUUGGUUUGAGAGUGGCAGCAUGCCCUACGCUCAAGUUCAUUAUCCAUUUGAAAACAAGAAGGAGUUUGAAGAUGCAUUUCCUGCAGAUUUCAUUGCCGAAGGCAUUGACCAAACCAGAGGAUGGUUUUAUACCCUUCUGGUGCUGGCCACAGCUCUCUUUGGACAGCCACCCUUCAGGAAUGUGAUUGCGAAUGGACUCAUUCUUGCGAGUGAUGGCCAAAAAAUGAGCAAACGAAAAAAGAAUUAUCCAGAUCCACUUUCAAUCAUCCAUAAAUAUGGUGCUGAUGCCCUCAGAUUGUAUCUGAUUAACUCUCCUGUGGUAAGAGCAGAAAACCUCCGCUUUAAAGAGGAAGGUGUGCGUGAUGUCCUGAAGGAUGUGCUACUCCCUUGGUACAAUGCCUAUCGCUUCUUCAUUCAGAACAUCCUAAGGCUGCAGAAGGAGGAAAAAAUGGAAUUCCUCUACAAUGAAAACAUGGUUAAAGAAAGUGCCAACAUCACAGACCGAUGGGUCCUGUCCUUCAUGCAGUCACUCAUUGCGUUCUUUGAGACCGAAAUGGCAGCUUAUAGGCUCUAUACUGUGGUGCCUCGCCUGGUAAAGUUUGUCGAUAUUCUCACCAAUUGGUAUGUCAGAAUGAACCGCCGAAGAUUAAAGGGUGAAAACGGGACAGAGGAUUGUGUUAUGGCCUUGGAGACCUUGUUUAGUGUUUUAUUUUCUCUGUGCAGACUUAUGGCCCCCUAUACACCUUUUCUUACUGAAUUGAUGUACCAGAAUCUUAAGAUGCUGAUUGACCCCGUUUCUGUCCAGGACAAGGAUACAUGCAGCAUCCACUACCUCAUGCUGCCCCGUGUUCGAGAGGAAUUAAUUGACAAGAACAUCGAGAGUGCAGUUUCUAGAAUGCAGUCUGUCAUUGAACUUGGGCGAGUGAUUCGAGACCGCAAAACUAUUCCAAUAAAGUAUCCUUUGAAAGAAAUUGUCGUUAUUCAUCAUGAUCUGGAAGCUCUUAAUGAUAUCAGGUCUCUGGAGAAGUAUAUCAUUGAGGAAUUGAAUGUUCGAAAAGUUACACUGUCUACAGAUAAAAACAAGUAUGGUGUUCGCCUAAGGGCAGAACCCGAUCACCUGAUCCUAGGGAAACGUCUGAAGGGAGCCUUCAAGGUGGUGAUGACAUCCAUCAAGCAGCUGAGCAGUGAGGAGCUGGAGCAGUUCCAGAAGAGUGGAACCAUUUUUGUGGGAGGCCAUGAAUUACAUGAAGAAGAUAUUCGUCUCAUGUACACCUUUGAUCAGGCAACAAGUGGGACAGCACAGUUCGAAGCACACUCAGAUGCUCAGGCUUUGGUUCUCUUAGACAUCACCCCUGACCAGUCAUUGAUGGAUGAAGGAGUGGCUCGGGAAGUCAUCAAUCGCAUCCAGAAACUUCGCAAAAAGUGCAAUCUGGUUACAACUGAUGAAAUAACAGUGUAUUACACAGCACAGUCUGAAGGAAAUUAUCUGAAUGCCAUUAUUGAAAGCCACAUGGAGUUCAUAUUUGCCACCAUAAAGGCUCCCUUGAAACCAUAUCCAGUGCCUACAUCAGAUCAAAUUCUUAUUCAAGAAAAAAUUCAGUUAAAGGGGUCUGACCUGGAGAUUACACUCACCAGAGGAUCAUCCAAGCCUAGCCCUGCUUGUUCAUAUGUCAAUCUUUACAUUUGUGGAAAUGGCAGUGAGCAAGGUGGAGUAUUGCUUCUGGAAAAUCCAAAAGGUGAUAAUAGGUUAGACCUUUUAAAGCUGAAGAGUGUUGUUAAUAGCAUUUUCGGUGUGAAAAAUACAGAGUUGGCUGUCUUCCAUGGUGAAACAGAAAUACGAAAUCAAACUAACUUACUGAAUCUUAGUGGGAAAACACUGUGUGUGACUGCAGGAUCAGCUCCCUCUCUGAUUGACAGUCCUAAUACUCUUCCCUGUCAGUAUAUCAACCUACAGCUUGUAAACGCAAACCCACAAGAGUGUUUAAUGGGAACAGUGGGUACUCUCCUGCUUGAAAACCCAUUUGGACAGAAUGGACUCACCUAUGAAGGUCUUCUAUAUGAAGCAGCCAAGGUGUUUGGCCUUCGCAACAAGAAGUUAAAGCUAUUUCAGGAUGAGGCUCAAAUGAAUGAAAUUACAGAAAAAAUCCCCAUGAAGACUUUGAACAUGAAGACUGUGUAUGUUUCUGUAUUUCCCACAUCAUCUGACUUCUAACAUUUUGUUAUCAUUGAGGUUCGGUUAACCUUUCCCUGGCAUGUAUCUGUUCCUACACACAUACACACACACAUAUAUACAUGUAAAUAGACAUAUAUUGAAGAUACUUCUUUCAGGUACAUGGGUAUAAUAUGCUGCUUUUGGCCUAAAUUAGAAGUGGGAUUGAUUCAUCGUGUAGCUUGAGAAGGUUACAAUGUUACCACCGCACUAGAGUUUAUUUCUAUACUUGAAUUCUUAGUUAUAGAAGGUAGAAGUGACUACAAUGGAAUAAUAUAUGUCAUUCUGUGGUUUUUUAAAGCUUGUUGAAAGAAUGAAUAACUCUGCACUUUCCUGGGGAAUUUCAUGGAAUAUUUUAUUCCACUAAAACAAAACAAAAAAAAUAGCUUUCUCUCAGAUGAUAAAUAAGUUAAAAGGAAUUUAUUCUUCUAUAUUUUAAUGAAACUUGAAACUUAUUGUCUUCAAAGGCCAGUUCAAAAACUUAAUAGUGACUUCUAUAUUAAAACAGUGGACUGAACAUCUUAUUUUACUUCUGCCCAAAAUCCUGUGUGUCACAGAAGCAGCAACCAAGACAAAAUUGGAUGUUCAAGAUUUAUUGGGGGAAACAUACAUGAAAAAUAAAGGGGAAAGGGCGCAAGCAUAGGUAGAGGGAACCUUUAGACUACAAUUUAGGUUUGGCACCUGUGAAAAGUUAAGAGGGAAAAAGGGAAAUUGAUUAGAAAAAGCCAAGACUACUGUGCAACUCUCAGAAAAUCUUGAUCAGGCCAAUUAAAGUCCCCAGGUAGGGAUCCAAAAAUGAAAUAAAGAGUUUAGAGUUUGGUAGAAAUAACUUGUCUUUGUAUCCCUACAUCAUUUAUUCCGUGGCUUGGAACAGCCCAUGGUGGGCAUGCUUUCAGCAUAGAUCUCUCAGUGGAAUUGAAAGUGUAGUAACUGGAAACUAUCAACCAGCUAUGCUCCUUACAUCAGAUUUUCCUGAAGGAAGAUCUGAAUUUGUGUGACUCUGGCUGCUACAAUAACUAUUCAAAUGCACAAAUGUGGAAUAAACAAGCAGAAAGUAAGUGUUGGCAAGGAUGCAGAGAAGUUGUACCUUUAUGCACUGUCUGUGGAAAUAUAAAAUGGUGGUGGUGGGAAUGUAAAAUGUUGCAUUCACUGUGGAAAACAAUAUGGAGAUUUCCUCAAAAAAUUUUUUAAAAAGUGUCAUAUGAUCCAACAGUCCCACUUGGACAUAUUUUCCAAAGAAUUGAAAGCAGGCUUUUGAAGAGAUAUUUGCAGACCCAAAUUCAUUACAGUAUCAUUCAUGACAUCAAAGAGGUGGAGCAAAUGUGAAAUGUACCUAAUUUUAAUAGUAUCAGUUGUUCGUUGAAAUCACAAAAAGGAUGAAUGCUGUAUGAAGUACCUAGAGUAGUUAGACUCAUUGAAACAAAAUACAGUGAUGGUUGCAAGGAACUGCAGGUAUACAGAAAUGGAGGGGAAUGUCAAAAUGGAAUAGUUAUUUUGCAGGUGGAGGAAGUUCUAGAAGUCAUUUGCACAAAAGAUGAAUAUAGUUAAUGCUACUAAACUGCUUUAAAAAUAUUUAAGUUACUUUUUUGUAAUUUUUGCUGCUUUUUUUUAUCAAAGGAACAAAAGCCAACCAAAAAUAGAAAAAUUUGAAAAACAACAGCAAAAACUUAGUAUUGGAUUAAAAUUCAAAGUAUGGUAUUGUUCUCCACGCAUAUUCUUAUCUGCAGUUUUGCUUUUUUAUGGUUUCAAUUUAUACAGUGAAAGUGGUUAACACAGUUUGAAAAUAUUAACUGGAAAAUUUCAGAAAUAAACAGUUCAUAAAGUUUAAUGAAAUCUUGCCAUCUGCAACACCAUGGAUGGACCUAGAAGAUACUGUGCUAAGUUAAAUAAGUUAGACACUGAAAGACAGUUUCUUAUGAUUUUAUCUUAAUUUGCUCUGUAUAAUGCACACUUUUUGCUCAGAUUCUUGAGGGACAAAUAAGGAUGCGCAUUAUACAUGGGUAGUCCUAGUUCCACAUCUCUAUAAAUGUUUUUAAUUGUUUCAUUUGUGCUUAUGCAUUGAAAGUGUAACUCUAGCCCUGGCUGGUGUAGCUUAGUGGAUUGAGCACAGGCCUGCGAACCAAAGGAUCCCGAUUCCAUUCCUAGUCAGGGCACAUGCCUGGGUUGCAGGCCAGUUCCUGGCAGAGGACACACCAGAGGCAACCAUACAUUGGUAUUUCUCUCCCUCUCUCCUUUCCUUCCCCUCUAAAAAUAAAUAAAUAAAAUCUUUUUUAAAAAAGUAUAACUCUAGAAAGCAAUGACAAUAUCUGUAUGCAAAAUACUACCCUGGAAUGCAAUAAUCUGUUUCAUGUCUAAUAUAAAUGAAUGAAUCAAUCAAAUUAAUUUAAACAAGGUUUUCUUUCCUGAAAGUUUGGGCCCCAAACAUGAGUGUGCAUUAUACACAGGAGUGCAUUAAACACCAUAAAGUACAGUAUAUUUGGAAUCUGAAAAAGAAUAAAACAGAAAGACUCAGAUACAGGGGACAUUUUGGAGGGCAGUUAGAGGAAAUGGCAAAAAGAUAAAGGGAUUAAGACUUACAAACCAGUAGUUACAGAAUAGUCACAGGGAUUUAAAGUAUAUCAUAGGAAAUAUAGUCUGUAAUAUUAUAAUACCUGUGUAUGGUGCCAGGUUGGUGCUAGACUUCCAGGUAAUCACCUCAUAAGUUACAUAAAGGUCUAAUCACUGUGUUGUACACUUGAAAUUAAUAUAAUUGCAGUAUGUCUAUUAUAAUUGAAAACUAAAAAUUACUUUUAAAAAACAAAUUGUUUCAAAUUGCACACCAUCCUGAGUAGGAUAAUGAAAUCUUGAGUCGUUCCCCUCUGUCCCUUCCAGUAUGUGAGUCAUCCCUUUAUUCAGAAUAUCCAUAUAUAGAUGCUACCUGUCCAUUAGAGGCCAGAAACAAGUGGCAUGAUGUUUUGUAGGUGGGUAAGGAAAAAAACCUCAAAUGCAAAUUUCCUAUUUACUUCCAUAAUUAAGGGGUUAUCAACACAUUUUCAGACAAUGGAAACCAAUUUGUCACUAGAAGACCUAACACUAAAGAUUGGCUAGAGGCAGUUAUUCAAAUAGAAAAGUAUUAAAGAACCUUGAAAAUAAAAAAGACCAAGAGGAAGAGCAAAAAUGUGGGUACAUAAUAAUGGGCUAUCCUUUGUGAGUUUUAUAAAUCAUUUAAUGAUUGAAACAAUACACCAUCUUAUACUCAAGUGAACGAUAUUUAAAAGUGUGUAAAUGGAAGUAAAGUUUUACUAAAUUUAUUCAAAGGGGUAGAAUGUUCAUACUUGACUGUGAUAUUAUAUAUGUAUAUUGUAAUACACAGCAACCAGGAUACAAUGAGAUAAAGUCAGGCACUAGAAUUAAAUCAAGACGGGUAUUUAAAAUGUACAAGUACCCCACAGGCAAUAAGAAAACAAAUGAGAACUAGAGGAAACAAAAAAGUUGGUCAGACAUAAGCACUAACCUAUCAUUAAUUAACCUGAAGUGUAAAUGAUCAAUAUAUGCUAAUCAAAAGGAUGGCAGAGUGGAUUAAACACCAUGAUGCAAG